AUGGUUUAUCCAGAAAAUUUUAAAGUUGUCACCAAAUCAUUAUCAAACAAUAUCUUAUUAGCAGCAAGUCCUUUCAAAAGAUUUGAUAAAAUCAAUUUUGGAGCUAGAAUGGCUAUUUUUAAAUUUCCAAGUACUAAUCAAGAUUCAGUUAUACCAAAAUUAAUACUUUGGAGUCCAUUACCUUAUUCACCUCAAGUAGUAAAUGUUAUAAAUGAGUUUUCAGGAGUUACAUCAGAAUCAAAUUUAGAUAUCGCAUAUGUUAUUGUACCUGAUAGAGAACAUAAUUUAGCUGCAGCAUUAUAUAAAGAGAAAUUUCCAAACACCAAGAUCAUUGGAAUGGAAGGCAUUGAAAAAGUUCCAUUGGAUUAUACAUUUAAAGAAAAAGAUGGUAAUAAAUUAAUUAGUGGUGAAGUAUUAAAAGAAUUGAUUAAUGAUGAAUUGAUUUAUAAAAAUUUUGAUUUUGUUUACUUACCAUAUCAUGCAAAUUCAGAAUUGGUCUUGUUUGAUAAAAAUUCAAAAGUAUUAUUUGAAGCUGAUUUAUUAUUCAAUUUAGGAGUUCCUAAUUUAGAACAAUUUUCACCUCAAUUAGGUUAUCCAGAAAAUUAUAAUCCUCAUUCUGGUUUUUCAUUUUUAACAAGAUAUUUACAACCUUAUUCAAAAGUUGGUGUAUUCAUGUUUAAUAAAUUGGUCAAUAAUGCAAAGAGUAGAAAAGGAUUGGAAGCUAUUUACUCUUUAGACUUCAAUACAAUUGUUAUGUGCCAUGGAAAUAUUAUUACAAAAGAUGCUAAAGAAGCAUUUAAACAUGUAUUUUUAAGUUAA
Messenger RNA from Lodderomyces jiufengensis, 819 nucleotides. RefSeq lists its product as uncharacterized. Lineage: Eukaryota; Fungi; Ascomycota; Pichiomycetes; Serinales; Debaryomycetaceae. The coding region runs from base 1 to 819 and encodes 272 amino acids. The transcript has a single exon. The record is from RefSeq and is a predicted model, not a curated record.